CAUAACAUUUUAUGUAUCAAAUUUCAGGACCAAAGAUAGCUCUCAGAGAGACAUCUAUCAGCUUAUUUGGGAUAUUGAAACAAGCACAGUGUCCAUAAAUUAAGGUUGCUGACGUUUGGAGACCACUUUCUGUGCAGAAAUCAACAUGUCGUUCAGUCAGUACUCAGAUGACCCCGGCCGGGCAUCAUACCAUGCCGGAGCCUCUGGAAGAGACAGUUCCAGCGAGUUCACCAGACUCACGCAAUGUGUCAGUUCCAAUGUUCAGAAGAUUACCAGCAAUGUGUCCCAGGUCCAACGCAUGGUCAACCAGCUUGGUACAGCACAGGACACACAUGAGCUACGAGACAAACUCCACCAGAUGCAGCACUACACGAACCAGCUCGCCAAGGACACAAACAAGUACCUGAAGGACUUGAGCAACUUGCCGAACCCUUCAUCACAGUCAGAACAGAGGCAGAGAAAAAUGCAGCGUGAGCGCCUGACCAACGACUUUUCCACAGCGCUCAACAACUUUCAGACUGUACAACGUCGUGCUGCGGAGAAGGAGAGAGAAUGUGUGUCGCGAGCUCGCGCUAACUCUGGGUUACCCCCAGUAAGUAAUGCAAGCACAUCCCCUAAUCCCUUUGAUGAUGAUAUAAGGACGGGUGACGGACAACUUAUUGCAAUUGACGGAGACCAGGGCGGCUCCAGCAUGACAGCACAGAUGAUGGAGGAGGAGAGUAACCUGGAGAUGAUCCGGGAAAGAGAGACAGCCAUCAGGCAGCUGGAGGCUGACAUCAUGGAUGUGAACAGUAUCUUCAAAGACUUGGCCACAAUGGUCCAUGAACAGGGAGAGAUGAUAGACUCCAUAGAAGCUAAUGUGGAAAGUGCUGCCAUCCAUGUGGAGUCAGGAAACCAGCAGCUGCGACAAGCCUCUGACUACCAGAAAAAGUCCCGGCGGAAGCUGUGUAUCAUACUGAUUGUGGGCCUCAUAGCCUUGGGGAUCAUUGGCCUUAUUAUCUAUCUAUCUGUACGUUAAUGUUGGAAUGUAUGUGUUCCAAGACAAGCAACACAAGACCUACAUCCCUCUCUAUCUAAUGCAGCAUACAAGUGGUGGGGAAAAAGGACAAAAAAGUUGAACUGAAAUUCAAAUGUGUCUAUAAUGGUAGUUUUCUACCUUGUUUUACUUUGUUCUCUGAAAUUGACAAUGUAAAUCUCUGUAAAAGUCUCUUGGCAGAAAUAUCCGUACAGUUUAGUCUUUUGAGCUAUUUCUAGGACAUUCCUUCAAGUAAUUUUCCAAUGAUGUUUAUAGUAGUAAAGCCAUUUCUGAUAGUACAAGCCAUCUCCUUCAAUAUAACAUAUACAUACAUGUAUACCUUCUAUUCGAAAAUCAUUGCUGUGUAGGAGAGAAAGCUCUGUCUGUAGAUGUCAAGUAUUAUCCAUGUCACGGUGCAUGGAAAAAUGAAUUGCUCUUAAAAGUGAUUAACAUAGAAGACUUAUAAAGUGAAGGGCACUGUACAUAGGAAAAUGUAGGUUAUCAAAAAGUUUAAGAAAUGAGAACCUUGUUGCCAAGUACUGAGCAAGAUAAGAUGUAGCUGUGUGUUGUUGUACAGAAUUCUAUAUUUCUCUUUUUUCAAAAGGACAAAUAUUUGUAUAGCAGCAUUGUAGCAACUCUGUAGUUAUAGAAUGUGCAUCUUUUGCAGAAAUAUUAAAGAUAGGCAGAAAUAGACACUGUCAAACAUAUUCAUUGAAUGGCAAGAAUACAAACUUGCUUUUUACUUCUUCAUUUUGGUCUAUGCCAUUGCAAGAAAUGGAGAAAAAAGUGUUGAAAAAAAGUAUGAAAGUUCUAAUUGUCAUUCAAGAUGGCCAGGAAUGUGGGUCUUGUGUGGGUCAUGCAACAACUUAAGAAUUUCCACUGAUACUCUGUAAAUACUAACUCCAGUGGUGAGUUAAUUUAUGCACUGUCAAAUUGUAGAAGCAUUUGUAUUUCAGAAUGUGUAGUUCUGACAUGUAACCUUGCAAAGAAGGAAUGUAAAACAGACCAGGAUUAAAGAUACAUUGGAAGACAUUUACUAUAUGUAUUCAUCAAAAACAAUUGUUAGCAUUGCAUUCAUAUUUACAAAGUCUUCUCAUAAUCAUAUGCUGAUGUAGCAUUUUGUGCUGUACUUCAUAGCAUACCAAAUUGAAAGCAAAAUAUCUUGCAGUAUCUUUAGUCAGAGUACUAAUUGUCAACACUCACAACUUUCUGCAUGCCGUAUUUAAGAAAGCACACACUUUCAACAUCACUAAAAGAAUUUUCCAUGUGUACAUAAUUGGUGUAUUAUAUAGUCAUAUGUAUCUGGGCAUAAAUAAUAAUUUAAUGAUGUUGGAAAUCACCAACAUUGGAAUUAUUGUUACAAUCAAUCUGCAAGUUUGCCCUGUUUACAAGUGUAUGCUUCUGGAUAUAUAUUUCAUUGAGGCUGGAGUCUGUUAUUGAAAAAAAUUCUGGAACAGUUGUACAUGUUUUUCUGUAAUUGUGUAUGCUGCAAUGUGCUACAAGGCAGCAGUGUCACAUUAUUUUGGGUAAAGGGAACUUCACACAAUGCAAGAUUUUCACAGGAGUUCUAAUGCUUUAACAUUGUAUGGUUCUCUGAAUAUGUUGAAAACAAACAUCACUGUUCUUUGCAAGUGAAUGUUGAAUAUUUUUGGGAUUAAUUGCUUGCAUCAGCACAGGUGGUAAAAUUACCUUUUUGCUGUUUUAUUCUACCAGUAUGUCAGACUGCCAUAGCAAUCAAUAGCCUCCACAUUUCCCUGGAUUAAUAUGCAUUGGUCUGGUAAAUUUAUUUUGAUCCACUUUUUUAUUUGAACUGAAUUGUGAGGAUUUUAGUUGGAGGAUUUAGUUUGUUAUUCUUUCCCUUUUUGACGGAAAAGAAAUUUGAUCUUUGAUAAAAAAAAGCUAUUGACACAUUAUAUAUCACACAAUGAUAUUCAUGCUGGUUCAAGUAAAAUAAGACUACAAAGGUCUCACGUAACAUUAAAAAAUUAAUGAAUUCAAGAAGGUUACAAUGUACUUUCAUGGUGAUGAUAUCUGUUGUACUUGAAUGGUUAGUAUGGUUACAUAAGUCAACGUCUUUCUUCCAGAUACCUAAAUGAGUCAGCCUCAGAAAACAUAAGAUCAACAAGACAGAAUGAAUGAAAGCUUGUCUUGAGAGACCUAACUGUAUAUACACAAAUGUAUUACUAAGAGUCCCAUUAAACCAUGAUCUU
This is a messenger RNA of Branchiostoma belcheri (Belcher's lancelet), 3225 nucleotides long. Its product is annotated as syntaxin-12-like. Gene Ontology annotation, molecular function: SNAP receptor activity; SNARE binding. Gene Ontology annotation, biological process: vesicle fusion; vesicle-mediated transport; intracellular protein transport. NCBI's taxonomy places the organism in Eukaryota, Metazoa, Chordata, Leptocardii, Amphioxiformes, Branchiostomatidae. The record is from RefSeq and is a predicted model, not a curated record. Bases 146 to 1018 code for a protein of 290 amino acids. The transcript is spliced from 10 exons. Gene Ontology annotation, cellular component: synaptic vesicle; SNARE complex; endomembrane system.